UAUCAGGGCGUCAUAAUCAAAUGCGAUUGGCAGGCUUGAAUUAUGCCAUUUGCUCAAUAUAUAUAUAUAUAUAUAUAUAUAUUACUCUUCAAAUGGCCACGAUGGGAGCAGUGCGAUAUAUACCGCUGGUAAUACUAUCAUUAUUGUUGGCAAUAUUUGCGAUAUCCCCCAGUUUGGAUAAAAACACUUUACAAGGUUGGAACAUAAAUGGGCGCAUUAUCACAGCGAGGAAACCUGAUGGAGUAGCGCACAAAUGGGAAAGAAAUAAUACCAAUGACACAUACAGUCCUAUAUUAUCGAACCAAGACAGAAUAACACAUGCAAGACAAUCGUGUAGAUGUUAUAAUGUAACAUAUAAUAGCACAUCGAGGGCAUCUGUUUUCUUCUCUGAAAAAUAUAAGUUUAUGUUCCAACUCGUGCCUAAGGUGGGAUCUACUAUGUGGCAAAGUGUUCUACAUAAUACUGGUGAAAAAUGCAGAAUUGGUAAUGGGACGAACAUGAUUACUUGUCAAUCACUACAGAAGUUAAAACAAUACACAGAAGUGCUUUUUGUCCGUGAUCCACUGGAAAGAUUGGUUUCUUGUUAUUAUAGUAAAUUUCAUAUUUCUGCACGAUUAUCAGCUUUAUAUGAAAAGCUAUAUAGAUCUAUGAUUCUUGAUAUUAGGAAACAAUAUCCAAAAAGCAAAAAUACACAACACGGAAGAUUGAACAUAACCUUCAAGGAGUUUGCACAAAUUGUAAUUUCAAAUGGACUAACACCUUUGCCAGUGUCGAGACAUUGGUUGCCACAAUAUUUAAAUUCCCAUAUAUGUGAAAUAAAUUAUACAUUCAUCGGACACAUUGAGAUGUUAGCUCAGGAUGGACCUUUUGCUCUCAAAGUACUAGGAAUUAACAACUUUGUAGUUUUUCCAGAGGUUCACAAACGAAAAGGAAACGAACAUUUUGACCAAACCUUUCAAACAUUGCCAUGGCAAAUGAAGAAGCAAUUAGUGGAAUACUACCACUUAGAUUAUGAGAUAUUUGGUUAUAGUCCCCCUAGAAUAGUGACAAAACAUACUGACAAUUAA
This is a messenger RNA of Saccoglossus kowalevskii, 1067 nucleotides long. RefSeq names its product carbohydrate sulfotransferase 14-like. Gene Ontology annotation, molecular function: sulfotransferase activity. Lineage: Eukaryota; Metazoa; Hemichordata; Enteropneusta; Harrimaniidae. The record is from RefSeq and is a predicted model, not a curated record. Gene Ontology annotation, biological process: carbohydrate biosynthetic process. Gene Ontology annotation, cellular component: membrane.